CUGCCAUGCAUGAAACAGUAAGUGCUAGCAUUGCAAGCUGUGCGACUUAGGCUCAGAAUAGGUGCCGUACAUGCGCAGCUACCAUUGGUUUGAGCCACGGCUACACGCGUCUGCAAACAUGAUGUGAGUGAUGCAAAGCCAGGAACAAGCUUGCAGGUUUGUUGGCUCUAUACCCAUCCCACUUUACCACGGCGUGCUCAAGUGAGCUUUUAUCAUUAUAUAUCUCCGUCUAGCUCUCCUGCCCAAAUAGAACUAUCCAUUUUCCAUCAUUCACCAGUAUCGCAACCUUCAGCCAGUACCAUCUGCGAACACUAAGGACUCAGUGACAUCUUCUCUACUUCAGCAGAACUAUAGAAAGAAAAUAUUGCCAGCAUGAGCGCAUACCCGAACAACCAAAGCGGGCAUGGUACCAAUCCCGAUUACUACGCUGAGACAGCCAGCGUAGCCGGCGCACCUCCAGCCAGUGAGCUUUCAGGCGGUACACCUCCUCACCAGCAAACUGGCGGCCAUGCCUCGUCAGAACACAAUCCACCUCAGUACCAAGAACACGUCUAUCCACCGCCAUCAGGUGAUCUGCCUACAGCACAGCACCAACAAGACUACUAUCCUCCUCCGCCUUCUGGCCCGCCCCCGAGCCAGGCCCAACAGACAUAUCACCCGCUACAGUCGAAUCCUCCAGAUCACAACCAGGCACCACCGAGCUACGAGCCGACGCCUGGCCUCUAUAUCCCAGGAGAUGAGAAACCACCCGUUCUCCCCCCACGACCUGGCUCGCGGCCCGGCUCGAGUCAAGGACAGGGCCAGGCCCCGUAUUUCCCUCCUCCUCCCGGAGGCGCUGAGAUGCACGGAGCCGGCCCCGCAACGGGCGAGCAUCACGGCUACGCAGCGCCUGCCGCCGGCGCCGCAGGUCUAGCAGGCGCUGCGGGAGGUGCGGGCGUUGCACAUGACGAGGUCAUUGAUGCCAAGAAGAAGAAGACAUUCGGCGAGCGGUUCUAUGACUGGAGUGUCAAAGCCGGUGUGCCAGUGAACAAGAUUACCAACAAGCUGGGCUCGGAAGCUUUCUGGCCUACCAGCAUGGAUAAGGAGUGCGACAAGGCGGCACGCAUCUUAAAGUCUUUCUGCACAGACGGAUUUUACACCGAGUCACCGUCGCACCCGCCGCCUUCUCCUGGGCAUGCAACGAACCCAGGGCCAGCAAACAAGUCCAAGACUUUGGUCAAGGUUCCCUCCAAAGCUAUCGCACAAGCAAAGGGCAUUGCCAUUUUCACCGUAUUUCGCACAGGUCUUCACAUCUCCGGCGCUUCUGGCUCCGGUAUCGUAUUGUCCCGACUGCCAGAUGGCUCAUGGUCUCCGCCCUCCGGGUUCUUGGUCCACACUCUUGGCGCCGGCUUCAUGGUAGGCUUGGACAUUUAUGACUGUGUCUGCGUCCUGAACACCGUGGAAGCAGUUCAGGCAUUCACCAAGCCACGCUUCAGUCUUGGUGGUGAAAUUGCCGUCGUUGCUGGACCUGUAGGUGCCGGUGCGUCGCUGGAUGCUGCAGUUGGUGCCGGUAAGCCAGUUUGGAGUUACAUGAAGUCCCGCGGCUUCUAUGCUGGCAUUCAGGCCGACGGAACAGUUAUCGUGCAACGUCCAGAUGCCAACGCAGCAUUUUAUGCUGAGAAGGGCAUCACACCUGAGCGCGUAUUACGUGGUGAAGUCAAGCCUCAUCAAGGUCUGGUUAGUGACGGCGGCAAGGGUGAAAUCGUACCGUGGCCGUUGGGUGCUAGACAGCUCAUGGAGGUAUUGAAGAGUGCCGAGGGUGGACGCGCUGAUGAGAAAGUAGUCCAGGAAGUGGGACAAGGACCUACGCCCGGUGACUUGGCAGGCACGGAGGGCGUCGGCAAUAAAGAGGCGGAGUCGUCGUACGCACAAGGUGGAUUGCAUUCGCAGAGUAGUGUGAGAUAUGCUUGAUGAUUUGACGAGCGAAUAGUGUUUCAUAAGGGUGUUGGUAACUUAAGAUAAAUGAUAACAACACCAUAUUUUAACAAUAAGAUUUGGUAUAUGGUUUG
Messenger RNA from Truncatella angustata, 2048 nucleotides. RefSeq lists its product as uncharacterized. Gene Ontology annotation, molecular function: phosphatidylinositol binding. Bases 373 to 1950 code for a protein of 525 amino acids. The transcript is spliced from 2 exons. The record is from RefSeq and is a predicted model, not a curated record. NCBI's taxonomy places the organism in Eukaryota, Fungi, Ascomycota, Sordariomycetes, Amphisphaeriales, Sporocadaceae.